AUGUCCUCGAGACCUUGGGCUUCCUUUGUAGAGACCAUUAUGGUGUUGCGCGCGGAAUUGCUGCGCUUCGGCGAGUCGUUGAUUAGUAACCUCCCGGGUUGCAAAUCGAUCGGCAUUCCCGUCUCCGGACCCGCGCCUCAUAGCAACGACGGAUGA
Plenodomus lingam JN3 is the source of this 156-nucleotide messenger RNA. The record is from RefSeq and is a predicted model, not a curated record. Lineage: Eukaryota; Fungi; Ascomycota; Dothideomycetes; Pleosporales; Leptosphaeriaceae.